This is a messenger RNA of Onychostoma macrolepis, 3539 nucleotides long. RefSeq names its product CCR4-NOT transcription complex, subunit 11 (gene cnot11). The record is from RefSeq and is a predicted model, not a curated record. NCBI's taxonomy places the organism in Eukaryota, Metazoa, Chordata, Actinopteri, Cypriniformes, Cyprinidae. The coding region runs from base 341 to 1678 and encodes 445 amino acids. Gene Ontology annotation, cellular component: CCR4-NOT complex. Gene Ontology annotation, biological process: negative regulation of translation; mRNA catabolic process. The transcript has 8 exons.
UGUUUGUACUUGAACUUUUUUUUGUGAACGCAGUAUGUGAUUUUAAAAGUUCCGUAUUGAUUGAACUACAUGUCCCAUAAUUCCGUUCGCCGCACAGGAAGCGCUCGCUCGCACACAGACAGCGGCAACGGUUGCGAGUGGAAGUGAAGAAUUAUAUUCAGAUUGUCAAACAGAAAAAGUGUCAAAUUAUUGCAAUAUUAACGCGUAUAAUCGCUCAUACAAACGCUAUAUCAGUGCUGGAGCGACUGUUCUCAUUGAAUAUUCAUGAGCCGGCGGGACGGUUUAAAUGAACUCCACUCAGUUUUCCCGCUGAUCCAGAGGCUCGUCUGACAGAAGCACCAUGACUCUGGCUCCUAAAGAGCUGUCCAAUCUGCUGGGCAUCAUGUCGGACGACGCCUGCAGCAACAGCUUCGAGCAGCUGUCCACAGCCUUCCACCACUGCUUCGGUAAAGCCGAGCACUUCCGCGUGGGUUCGGUUCUGGUGAUGCUGCUGCAGCAGCCGGACCUGCUGCCCAGUGCUCCUCAGCGGCUGACCGCUCUCUAUCUGCUGUGGGAGAUGUACCGCACCGAGCCGCUGGCCGCUAACCCCUUCGCCGCGGUGUUUGCGCAUCUGCUGAACCCGUCGACCGCCGGAGAGGAGCAGGAGAAGACGCUCUCUGGUUUUCUGCCCCCCAUCACGCUGCCGGAGAAGUUCUUCCUGUCUCAGCUGAUGCUCGCUCCGCCGCGAGAGCUCUUCAAGAAGACGCCGAGACAAGUGUCCAGCAUGGACGUGAGCUCCACACCGCAGACCAUAGACAUCAGCGGCCUGCAGCUGGCGCUCGCCGAGCGUCAGUCGGAGCUGCCCACUCAGAGCAAGGCCAGUUUUCCCAGCAUGCUCAGCGACCCUGACCCAGACUCCUCCAACUCGGGCUUCGACAGCUCCGUGGCCAAUCAGAUCACAGAGUCGCUGGUGACCGGCCCGCGGCCGCCUCUGGAGAGCCACUUCCGGCCCGAGUUCAUCCGGCCCGCGCCGCCGCUGCUGGUGUGUGAGGACGAGCUGUCGUGGCUCAACCCGUGUGAGCCGGAUCACCGGAUACAGUGGGACCGGUCCAUGUGCGUGCGCAACGGCACAGGAGUGGAGAUCAAGCGCAUCAUGGCCAAAGCCUUCAAGAGUCCGCUAUCAGCGGCGCAGCAGACGCAGCUGCUCGGGGAACUGGAGAAGGACCCAAAGCUGGUGUACCACAUCGGUCUGACUCCAGCCAAACUACCGGACCUGGUUGAGAACAACCCUCUGGUGGCCAUCGAGAUGCUCCUGAAGCUGAUGUCCUCCAGCCAGAUCACGGAGUAUUUCUCUGUCCUGGUCAACAUGGACAUGUCGCUGCACUCCAUGGAGGUGGUCAACAGACUAACGACAGCAGUGGAUCUUCCUCCUGAGUUCAUCCAUCUCUACAUCUCCAACUGCAUCUCCACAUGUGAGCAGAUCAAAGACAAAUACAUGCAGAACCGUCUGGUGCGUCUGGUGUGCGUCUUCCUCCAGUCCCUCAUCAGGAAUAAGAUCAUUAAUGUCCAGGAUCUGUUCAUCGAGGUGCAGGCCUUCUGCAUCGAGUUCAGUCGAAUCCGUGAGGCCGCCGGUCUCUUCCGCCUCCUCAAGACUCUGGAUAACGGAGAGACGCCGGCCGAGAGCAAGACGGCCAAAUGAACUCAAGGACUAAAGCUGAGUCUCGCCUCUAUCAAAGCACAUGAGUUUAGCCUUUCACUUCACAGAAGACGCCAGACUCAACGGCGUACACACUUCAUCUGUUUUCUGUUCUCACAUGUACAACAUUAUUGUGGCCUGUUUUGAUCCCAAAUGCCAUAUUUUUUGUCCAUUAAAGUAAAGCUUACUUAUACGUUCUCAGACGACGUGCUUCAGUUUGUGUGUCUGUAAACUCCUCGGCUUCAGCGGCUUCAGGAAAUGCAUUUGUGAUGAGUUUAAAGUGGAUUUAUUUGGCUCCAUUUUACAGAACGUCAUAAUGUUUGUAAUUUCUACACAACGGAAACAAGCCACAAAAACGACAACACAACGGAAAUGUUCCCACUCCCUUUCUUGGAUGUGUUCAAACCGAUUCUAUUUCAGAGGUAAUUGUGUAAUGAAAUUCAAAUUUUGGGCAUUAAUAGUACCAAUUGUUUAUUUUUUUUAACCAUUAGCCAAGUCAUUUAUAUGGCUGUGUGAAUUUAAAGUUUAAAAAGCCUGGUGCAAUAUUAGCUCUUUAGAGUUAGUAAUAUUGUUAGACCAUUAACUCUAAUACAAAGCCCAAAUUUGAGCUUUAAAGCAUUGUUUAUGUGGCCGUGAGAAACAGCGUUAAGAAAUGAAUUCCACAGUAAUAUGUGCAUGUUUAAAAGUCCAUAAAAAACAUUGGUAUGGCAUUGAAAAUUAGGGUUUCGUUAGUCCAUUACAAAUAUUAUAAAGCUUGCAUGUUAGUUUUACCUCUUUUUAGAAGGCAUUGGCUGUUUGCAGUGCAAGUAGCAUAUUUUAGACGCUGUUUCCACUAAUUGAUAACAGAAGUAUUUUAUGGAUGCACUAUUUACAGUGAAAAUAGCAGUAUAUUGUAUUUACACCCAUGUAUUUUCUUUGCAAUAAGUGUAAAUAGUCAUUAGAUGUUAUUUGUAGACUAUAAAUAGUGGCAGAUGCUGUUCAGAUUUGUUGUACAUUAACAGGAUGCAAUAGUAAUGUAGAGUGUAAAUGAUUAUAUUUAUUAAAAAAUAUUAAAUGGAUGCCGUUAUUAGAACAAUAAAGCCCUCCAUACACCAGGCUAUACCCUUAAUCCUGAAAUAGAAACUGCAAGGGUUCAUGAAAAUGUGUUGGAUAUCAAAAUUUGGAGGAAGAGUUAUUAUGGAUCAUGGACUCAAUGUAAUUUAGUUAAAAACGUCUUAAUGCUGGAUUAGUUUCAGCUUGUGUCUUCUCCAGAUGUUAACUGAUGGACUGCAGUGCUGUGGAUUAUUGUGAUGUUUUUAUCAGACUCUGAUUCUGGCGGCACCCAUUCACUGCAGAGCAUCCAUUGGUAAUAAUAGAUUAUUAAAAUCAAAGUUGUAUCUGUUAAUUUGAUUUAAUGGACCUGAGCUAACAGUUAGUUUGUUGCAUUAACUAAUAGGAUCUUAUUGUAAAAUGUUACCUAAUAGUAUGUUAGUAGUAUGAAACGAGCACAAACACUCGAGUUAAAAACUGUUUUUAUUUGCACAUUCACUUCCAUUUGAACCUGUACAUCAGAUUCAGAGACUGACCGUGUGUUUAUUAACAUUUGAAGGCUGAAGUAUCUGAACAAGAAAAGCAAAACUGGGCUGACUCUGUAUUCCAAAUAUGCACACAGUGCUCAAAGACAUAAACAGACAUGACCUUUGACCUUUGCUGUAACACCGGAUAAGCCUGAGGUUAAUGAAGGCAGUGCAUUAUUCAGGGUUUCAGUGAAUAUUCAUGUCAUUUAUAUAUAUUUUGAAUUAAUUGAUUUAUUAUUCAUCUCUGAGUGUCAAGAACUGUUUAUUUAUACUUUCUAUAGAACUUUCUUUCAUUUUCAUGAUAUCUG